CCAUAGUGCUUUCUAGUCGAGUCCCCUCAAAACUUUCCUUUGCAUUUCUCUCUCCCAAUUCCAACAGCAAAAAUGGGUAGCCUUGAAAAUGAGAGAACUGUGAUAGGAUGGGCAGCAAAAGACCCAUCUGGGAUCCUCUCCCCUUAUUCCUACACUCUCAGAAACACAGGCCCAGAGGAUGUUUUGUUGAAUAUCAUCUACUGCGGAAUCUGUCACAGUGAUCUUCAUCAAGUGAAGAAUGAUCUUGGCAUGUCACGUUAUCCCAUGGUUCCUGGGCAUGAGGUAGUUGGAGAGGUGGUGGAGGUGGGAUCAGAGGUGACCAAGUUCAAAGUAGGAGAUGUGGUCGGAGUUGGAGUUCUUGUUGGAAGUUGCCGGAAUUGUAAUCCAUGUAAAUCAGAUAUUGAGCAGUACUGCAACAAGAAAAUCUGGUCAUAUAACGAUGUCUACACCGACGGCAAACCCACACAAGGCGGCUUUGCCCAGUCCAUGGUGGUCGAUCAAAAGUUUGUGGUGAAAAUACCAGAUGGGAUGUCACCAGAACAAGCAGCGCCACUAUUGUGCGCAGGAUUGACAGUGUAUAGCCCAAUUAGCCACUUUGGUUUGAAGAAGAGUGGGCUAAGAGGAGGCAUAUUGGGACUUGGGGGAGUAGGACACAUGGGUGUGAAGAUAGCAAAGGCAAUGGGACACCAUGUGACUGUGAUAAGUUCGUCAGACAAAAAGAGGGAGGAGGCUUUGGAACAUCUUGGUGCUGAUGACUACUUGGUUAGCUCUGAUACAACUAGGAUGCAAGAAUUUGCUGAUACCCUUGAUUAUAUAAUUGAUACUGUGCCUGUAUUUCAUCCUCUUGAGCCUUAUAUCUCUCUGUUGAAACUUGAUGGAAAGCUUAUCUUGUUGGGUGUUAUCAAUACCCCCUUGCAGUUUCUCACUCCUAUGGUCAUGCUUGGUAGAAAAACAAUCACAGGGAGCUUCAUAGGAAGCAUGAAAGAAACAGAGGAGAUGCUUGAAUUCUGCAAGGAAAAGGGAGUGACCUCCAUGAUUGAAGUAGUGAAAAUGGAUUAUGUUAACAAAGCAAUGGAAAGACUGGAGAAAAACGACGUCAGAUACAGGUUUGUUGUGGAUGUUGCUGGUAGCAAGAUGGAUCCCUGAGAAAAAUAGCAAUCACAAACUACGAAACUAAAGCUACAACUGUAUGAAUGGUGUUCAGAUGCUCUGUUUUUUUUUUUUUUUUCCUUCCUUUUACUUUCUUGGUGGGUUGAAAUGGCGAGAAUCAAAGCUAGCCUGUAAUAAAAGAAGAAAGAAAAAGCUGAGAUGCUGUGUCUAUGAUGAGGAUGUUUUAGUUUUCUUAAUUCAAUGCAUUGUGGUUGUGUUGAUUUGUGGCC
Manihot esculenta (cassava) is the source of this 1379-nucleotide messenger RNA. RefSeq names its product probable cinnamyl alcohol dehydrogenase 1. The record is from RefSeq and is a predicted model, not a curated record. Lineage: Eukaryota; Viridiplantae; Streptophyta; Magnoliopsida; Malpighiales; Euphorbiaceae. Gene Ontology annotation, biological process: lignin biosynthetic process. Gene Ontology annotation, molecular function: zinc ion binding; cinnamyl-alcohol dehydrogenase activity. The transcript is spliced from 5 exons. Bases 73 to 1146 code for a protein of 357 amino acids.